This is a messenger RNA of Rosa chinensis, 4215 nucleotides long. RefSeq names its product pentatricopeptide repeat-containing protein At4g33170. Gene Ontology annotation, biological process: RNA modification. The transcript is spliced from 3 exons. The coding region runs from base 332 to 3151 and encodes 939 amino acids. The record is from RefSeq and is a predicted model, not a curated record. Gene Ontology annotation, molecular function: RNA binding; protein binding. Lineage: Eukaryota; Viridiplantae; Streptophyta; Magnoliopsida; Rosales; Rosaceae.
UACUGUUAAGGAUAAAGUAUCAAUUUAAUGUGGGUUUUUGGUGGAGAAGAAAAUUGAUUUGGGUCGGAGAUUGGUCUGCAGCUGCAUUAUUUCUUGGGUGCAUUGUCUGGUUUCCCUCCAAAAUUCAAGACAUAAUGGAGUGAUUAAUGUAAGAUAGUCUGUUGCCGGAAAGUCAAAGAAAUGACCUGUGUUGCCAUUGAACUUAUUCCAACGAUUGUAAUUUGCAUUUCAUGUUGCUUUCAAUUUAAUCUUUUGACUUCUACGGUCCCCAGUUCUCCCCAAUUUCAAAAAGCACUCCAUUAUGUCUUGAAUUUUGGAGGGAAACCGGACAAUGCACCCAAGAAAUAAUGCAGCUGCAGACCAAUCUCCGACCCAAAUUAAUUUUCUUCUUCACCAAAAACCCGAAAACCCUCUCCCUCUCUUCAAUUUCUCCUCUGUCUCCAACCCCAUCUCUCACUCGCAACCCUCUUCUCCAUGGUUCUCUAUCCUCCGCACCGCCAUUGCCAAUACAGACUUGCCCCUCGGAAAGCGCGCCCACGCCCUUAUGUUAACCUCAGGGGAAUGCCAAGAUCAUUUUCUAAUCAACAAUCUCAUCACCAUGUAUUCGAAAUGCAGGUCGCUCACAUAUGCACGCCAUCUGUUCGAUAAAAGUCCUGACCGAGACCUGGUCACCUGGAAUGCCAUUCUAGCAGCCUAUGCACAAGCUGGGGGCCCUGUGGUUGAGAAUGUUCAAGAGGGACUCGGCCUUUUCCGGCGGCUUCGUGAGUCUGUUGUGUUCACCAGUCGGCACACUUUGGCUUCCGUUUUGAAGCUGUGUUUGCUGUCAGGGCGUGUUUGGAUUUCGGAGGCUGUUCAGGGUUACGCUCUGAAAAUUGGGUUGGAGUGGGAUGUGUUUGUUUCGGGUACCCUGGUGAAUGUGUAUUGUAAACUCAGAAGAGUUAAGGAGGCUCGGGCUUUGUUUGAUGGGAUGCUGGAACGGGAUGUUGUGUUGUGGAACACAAUGCUGAAGGCAUAUGUGGAAAUGGGUCUUCAGGAAGAAGCACUUGCUCUUUUCUCCAAGUUUCAUCAAAGUGGAUUAGGUCCUGACCAUGUUAGUGUGCGUUGUGUUCUUAGUGGGAUUCACAAAGUUGAUUAUGUUGAAGGCAAGAGGUACAUGGAGGAGGUUCAAGCAUAUGCAGCAAAGCUGGGGGAGUUUAUUAUAACUAAUGUGGAUGAUGAUGCCCAUCCAACGAGUUUAUGUGAUCCUACUACUAAUUCCGACAUAUUUCUGUGGAACAAGAAGUUGUCUAAGUAUAUCCGAGCUGGUGAAAAUUGGGCUGCAAUAGAUUGCUUUAGAAAUAUGAUUAUAUCGAAAGUUGGAUAUGACAAGGUGACAUUAGUUAUCAUUCUAUCUGCGAUUGUGGACACAAAUAAUUUGGAGGUGGGGAAACAGAUUCAUGGUGCUGCUUUGAAAUCAGAUUUUGAUUCUGUUCUUUUGGUAGCAAAUAGCCUUAUCAACAUGUAUUCAAAGGCUCGCUGUGUUCACUUUGCGAGAGAAGUAUUCAAUCACAUGAAAGAAGUGGACCUAGUUUCAUGGAACUCGAUGAUAUCAUGUUAUGUGCAAAGCGGUUCAGGAGAGGAAUCAGUAAACCUAUUUAUUGGUUUAUUACGGGAUGGUCUAAGACCUGAUCAAUUUACAAUUGCAAGUAUUUUAAGGGCUUGCUCCUCUCUUCAAGAAGGGCUGCAUCUCAGUAAACAGGUUCAUGUUCAUGCAAUAAAAACUGGUAUUGCUGCUGACAGAUUUGUUUCAACAGCUCUUAUUGAUGUUUAUUCCAGAAGUGGAAAGAUGGAGGAAGUGGAGCCCCUUUUAGAAAACAAAGUUAAUUUCGAUCUGCCAUCUUGGAAUGCAUUGAUGUUUGGGUACAUAAAGAGUAAUGACGGUCACAAAGCACUACAACUUAUGAGGAUGAUUCAUGAAGGUGGAAAGAGGGGAGACGAGAUUACUUUGGCAACUGUUGCUAAGGCCACUAGUUGCCUGGUAGCGUUGGUACCGGGGAAGCAAAUUCAUGCUCAUGUCAUAAAAACAGGGUAUUCAAAGGACUUAUAUGUUAACAGCAGUAUUCUAGAUAUGUACAUAAAAUGUGGAGACAUGGGAAGUGCGCACACAGUUUUCAAUGACAUUCCUGCACCUGAUGAUGUUGCGUGGACAACUCUAAUCUCAGGAUGUCUAGAAAAUGGAGAUGAAGGGCGCUCAGUGUCUAUAUACCAUCAGAUGAGGCAGUCAGGAGUUCAUCCCGAUGAAUACACCUUAGCUACCCUCGUCAAAGCCGCCUCUUGUCUGACAGCAUUGGAACAAGGGAAACAGAUACAUGCAGAUGCAAUAAAGUUGGAAUAUUCCUCAGACCCUUAUGUUGCGACAUCACUUGUUGACAUGUAUGCCAAGUGCGGUAAUAUAGAAGAUGCAUAUCGUUUAUUUAGAAGGAUGGAUGUCGGGAGCAUUGUCCUGUGGAAUGCCAUGUUGGUGGGCUUUGCUCAACAUGGAGACGCUGAAGAAGCACUAAAUCUUUUCAGAGUCAUGAAAUCUAAUAACAUUUUGCCUGAUAGAGUUACUUUCAUUGGAGUUCUUUCUGCUUGCAGCCACUCUGGUUUAGUUUCUGAAGCUUACGAGCAUUUUUCUUCAAUGCAAAGAGAUUACGGCAUUGAACCUGAGAUCGAGCACUACUCUUGUCUAGUCAAUGCCCUUAGCCGCGCAGGGCGUGUUCAAGAGGCAGAAAAGCUGAUAGCAUCAAUGCCAUUUGAAGCUUCUGCUUCAAUGUACAGAGCCCUGCUUGGUGCUUGCAGGGUUCAAGGGGACACAGAAACAGGAAAACGAGUAGCAGAACAGCUCUUGGCUAUUGAGCCAACUGACUCAUUGGCUUAUGUUCUCAUAUCCAAUAUGAAUGCUGCUGCCAACCAGUGGGAUGCUGUGAAAGAUGCUCGACGAAUGAUGAAACAGAAGAAUGUAAAGAAAGAACCAGGUUUCAGUUGGAUAGAUGUGAAGAACAAGGUCCAUUUGUUUCUGGUAGAUGAUAAAUCCCAUCCUGAAGCCGAUUUGAUAUACGACAAGUUGGAGGACUUGAUGAGAUGGAUCAGCGAAGAAGGGUAUGUCCCUGAUACAGAGUGUGCUUGCUGAUGUUUAAUAAGACGAAAAAGAGCGAGCUCUAUAUUACCAUAGUGAGAGGUAGGGAUGGCAAAAAUCCUCAUCGAGUAGGGUACCCAUCGGGUAUUCGACCCUAACGGGGAGAAAUUCGGGGGAAAUCGGGUAACGGGGAUGGGGAUUCCUAGUAUUCAAAUUUUGAAAUUGGGUACGGGGCGGGGAUGAUAUUUUGAUCCUCAUCCCCAUACCCCCCAAUAAGAAUUGUCUGAAAUAUAUGUAUAUAUACAGCCCCCUUCCAAUGAGGGAUACCUAUUUUUGGCCAAUUUGAGGGAUAGGCUCCCAGCCCUUGGAUCAGGUUUAAUGAGCUUGGACGGCUGAGAUCGUAAACAGUGAUUUAACCCUUAUCUAACCCCAAUUCCUGAACUCGGGUCCGUUCUCAAGCCUCCCAAUUUCUUCUCUUGGUCCCUCUCUCUCUCUCUCUCUCUCUCUCUCUCUCUCGCUCAGAGAACUUGUAAAUCGAGCAUGAACUUCUCUAGAAAUCAGGUGGGUUUUGUAUUUGUAGUGAGUAUUUGAUCAGCCUGAGGCCGCCGAGCUCGACCCCAACGACGAUGGUAGCGAUCUCGAAGAAGAUGGUUAGUUUACCUCACUGUAAUUUGUUUUGAAGAAGAAGACGGUUAGAUGAAGCUACUGCCUAACGUCCUCGACAGGCCUCUCAGCAAAGGAAAACAAGAGGUCAGUUUGAGUGCAUUUGCGUUCUUUUUUUCAGAGCUUGUGCAAUACAGCCAAACACAGGUUGACAACAUUGCCUAGCUAGAACCAAGGAAGUUAUACCUCAAUUCUUUUAGCAGAUGGAGUUGCAAGUGAAAAAAUACUGAAGAAUUUCUAACUAAUACGUAGAAAGUCUGCAUUGUUGUACCAUUGUUGAGUAAUAGUUACUAUUAAUUUGUUCCCCACUGCUGAGGAUAAAAUAUCCUAGCUCGGAAUCAGAAAAAUAAAUACAAUUUUGGCAUUCCGACUUCUGAGGAUUUUGUUGUUUUUAUUUAAAACUGCUGUUUGGUCGUCGGCAUUAGUAUGAAAUAUGAUCCAUUUUUGUGUCAAAA